AUGGCGUGCGCCGAGCGCUGCUGCCGCUGCUGCGCCGAGGGCCGGCGGCACAGCAGCAUCCUCUACAGCAUCCUCCGCAGCGAGGAGCGGGCGGUGCCGCCGGCCGGGCCGGCGCCCCGUGGCUGCCCGUGCGGGUCGCGGCGGCGGGUGGCCCUGCGGAGCCCGCAGGUGGCUUGCAAGGCGGCCUCGGCCGUGCUGGUGAAGACGCUGCGCUUCGUCCAGAACGUGCCCUGCUUCCAGGAGCUGCCGCUGGAGGAGCAGCUGCUGCUGGUCCGCAGCUGCUGGGCGCCCCUGCUGCUGCUGGGGCUGGCGCAGGACCGGGUGCACCUGGAGACGGUGGAGAGCGCGGAGCCCAGCAUGCUGCAGCGCAUCCUCACCGCCCGGCAGCACGGCGAGCGGGCACCUGCACCGGCACCGGCACCGGGCCGGCCGCACCACGGCCCGCACCUGCCCUCGGCCGGCGAGAUCCAGGCUAUCAAGGGCUUCCUGGCCAAGUGCUGGAGCCUGGACAUCAGCACCAAAGAGUACGCUUACCUCAAGGGGACGGUGCUCUUCAACCCGGAUCUUCCUGGACUGCAGUGUACUCAGUACAUUGAAGGAUUGCAGAGGGAAGCACAACAAGCUCUAAAUGAACAUGUCAGACUCAUUCACAGAGGUGAUGAAGCCAGAUUUGCCAAGCUGAAUGUCGUUCUCUCCUUGUUAAGAUCUAUUAAUGCUAAUGUGGUUGCUGAGUUAUUCUUCAGGCCCAUCAUUGGAGCAGUGAACAUGGAUGACAUGCUUUUGGAAAUGCUUUGUGCAAAAUUAUAA
Messenger RNA from Serinus canaria (Common canary), 807 nucleotides. RefSeq names its product nuclear receptor subfamily 0 group B member 1 (gene NR0B1). The coding region runs from base 1 to 807 and encodes 268 amino acids. Gene Ontology annotation, cellular component: cytoplasm; nucleus. Gene Ontology annotation, biological process: negative regulation of transcription by RNA polymerase II. NCBI's taxonomy places the organism in Eukaryota, Metazoa, Chordata, Aves, Passeriformes, Fringillidae. Gene Ontology annotation, molecular function: transcription factor binding; transcription corepressor activity. The transcript is spliced from 2 exons. The record is from RefSeq and is a predicted model, not a curated record.